GUUCGCUUCGUUCUCGAGAUAUUUCUUAUGCAAUAAACCACUCGGUUUUUCCAACCUGUGUGCCUUUUUUGCAUACGUUAUUUCUUGAGAAUGAAUAGCAACCCAGUGAAAAAAACUUCAGAGCAAUGUUUCUCAGGUGAAACGAAGUGCACAUGCCAAAAUUCAGCUAGUUUUAAGUACUUUCAAAAAUGGCCGAAAAAUCUAGGGGACGUUCUUGCACGCAGCGUUUCAAUUAUAUAACGAAAUAACUUACUUGCUUCACCAUACUUAAGUGAUGGGGCUGUUUUCCUUUUGUCUUUCCCUGUAGCACUCAUAUUCUACACAAUAACUCAAGCAUAAAAUACACGUAUUGUUCUUGCAAACGGUCUUGAACAACUUUGAGCGCUCGAGCAACGACCCAAAGUUCCCGCCUAAACCAGAAACCUGACCAAAUAAGGCAACACAUAAAAUCCCGUAUGUUGUGCAACCGUGCAAAGAUCAGUGGUAAAUCUAGCAAAGUGACAUGGGCUAACCAAUCAAAAGAUCUGAAAGAUGGUGGAAGGCCAAGAUAUCUACGAUGAAAGUAAGGAAAAACCUUCCACUUCUGUGGCUAGUUCUUGUAAAAAAACACGGGCCUUACAACCAGUAUCUUUCUCAUCCAGGAACGAAGAUUCCACUGACAACUUUGAAGAAAUGGCCAGAAAAAAGCUUCGCGACUACUUCUACAUCGGAGGAUGAUGUAAGCUUAGUCACGAUAUCAAAUUCAAACGCUACCUGGAGGAGGAGCUCUUCAAUUGCUAUCUACUACAUGGAAACAGCUUCUGCUGAUUCAUCGCCCAGUUUUUUACACCAGACUGAUCUUUCUUCCGAAAGAGCUUUCUCUGAAUUUCCUUUCAACGAAUACAAGGCAGAUGAUGAUGACAGCGCACAGACCUUUGACUUCGAGACUCAUGAUCAAAGUGAUCAAUCCAACCUUCUAGAAAGUGAAGAAAUUAUAACGCCCACGGAGUCAGAGCAAGGCACUAUAUGCGCAGGUGAAGAUGGACAAGACGGCGUUGAAGAAUAUCUUGAGGCUCUUAUUUCUGGUGAAAGUGCUGACGACCAAAACACUGACCAAGAGGAGAAAAAGUUUGCAGAUGUUCCCUUGUAUGAUGGGGCACCCAUUAGUGUGGCAUUCAGCAUGUUGCUAAUUGUUACCUUCGCAAUUCAACACAGUUUAACCGGACUUGCGAUUGUUGAUUUGUUAACGCUUGUGAACCUCCAUUGUGCUUUGCCAAAUCAAUAUGCUUCUUCAAUGGGCCUUCUUAAGAAAUUUUUCAUGAGAUUAAAGAAUCCCAUCCAGUUUCACUAUUGUACUUUUUGUAUGGAAUAUCAAGGAUUGUCAAUACCAGAAGAUAAAUUGUGUAGAAACAGAUGCUGUUUGAAAGACCUAAGCAAGAAAGAGGAUAAUUCUUACUUCAUUAUUAUUCCACUUAUGUGCCAGUUGAGGGAUCUAAUUCAAACUUGCUGCAAUUGUGGCAUACAUUGUUGUUUAGAGGCUGGCAUUCUUGAUCUACUUAAAUAUCCAGUCACAAGAAAGAAGAGCAAUUCAGAUUGCAUUGAGGAUGUCCAGGAUGGACUGCUGGACAGAAAGCAUUUUGGAAGUGAUGGUUUUUUCAAGGGUGCUUCUGAUGACAAAAAGAAGAACAAACUCCACAUAAGCUUUCAGAUCAAUACUGAUGGGGUAGCUCUUUUCAGGUCUUCUAAGUACAGCAUUUGGCUGGUUUACCUUGUGUUGAAUGAGCUUCCACCAAACUGCAGGUACAAGUACAUGCAACUUUGGUUGAAACUAUAUUUUUAAGAGUAAGUUUACAGUUAUACCUACCCUGCAAUUUGGAUUCACCUCUUUACAAAUAGAUGCAACUCUAUUGGUCUUAUGCCUUUUGCUUACAAUUUCAUUGUCAUUUGUCUGUGUUUCUUCAUGUACUGUUGAUAGAUUUGCGGGAAAUCAAACACUUUAACUUCAGGAUUGAUGCAAAUGGCAGGUCAAAUAUGAUAACAUUCAAAUGUCCACUAACACACUCGUCUCCUCCCACAUGCAGACACCAAACUGUGGUCCUGGCGAUUUCUUAUCUUAAACACAACAUUUUUAACCUCCUGUAAGCAGAAACAGACAACUUUUUUAGGCUAGUCAGGGGAUACAAUAACCUUCCGCGAGAGAUGGUAAAACAAUAUCAAGAUAUUACAGAAAAUUGUUUUUAUCAUGACCUUCUUGUUAACAAUACAUACAUAUUAUUUGUUUGGAAGGUUUGCAACAUCCAAUAGCAUUUUUCUUGGAUUGUGGUUUGGUUAUAAGAGACCAGAUUUCUUGACAUUUCUGCAGCCCUUGAGCAAAGAAUUCCAUGAUAUUUACUCUAAAGAUACGCUUGGUAUAUCACUGUUCACUGGUCUGUAUAUCAUUGUUCUUCUUUUCUUUUAAUGUCUAAAUACAUGGACUUCCUCAAGAAUGGGUAGGACGUUACAAAAUUUUACCCAACUGAGUGCUCAAGAAAUUGUCUCUUGAUGAGGUAUUCUUGAUUGUAAGAGACCUGUUGCUUCAAGUUCAGUUGAUAAUAUAUAAUCAAUCCUUUUUCACGAUGACUCUUGGAAAAAAAGUCUUUUCAGAAUAGGUUUUAAGGGUUACAUUUGGGAAAGUUGGAUUGAUUUUUCACUUCCGAGGUGGUUACCAAAAAAAUUGUACAACAGAAACAGGUAAAAGCAGUUUCAGUAGUGGCAAUGCCUUGAUAAUUCAUCAAAGUUGCCAAAGCUAUGACGUUAUUCCCUAGUUUCUCAAACUCUGGGCAUUUUACAUUGUACAGGUGUUAGUUUAUUAUUCUAUUAGAUUUUAACUUUAUGUGAAUGGACUAAUUCAUUUCAUAAAUUUAAAUUUAUCAUGAGGUUUUGG
Molecule: messenger RNA, 2902 nt
Organism: Orbicella faveolata
Lineage: Eukaryota; Metazoa; Cnidaria; Anthozoa; Scleractinia; Merulinidae
Source: RefSeq, a predicted model, not a curated record